AUGCGACGCAGCCCAGAGUCGGCCUUGUCUGGGCGAAGGUGCAGAGAGAUCGCGGCGGGCGCAGCCUUGAGCGCCGGAGCGCGUCCCUGCCCUCAACGGGGCUUGCCCCAGUCGCAGAGGCGCAUCCAGCCGCUGCGGCUGACAGCAGCCGCGCGCGCGCGGGAGUCUGCGGGGUCGCGGCAGCCGCACUUGCGCGGGCGACCAGCGCGAGGUCCCCGCCCGGUUGGGCGGGCAGCGACGGCCGGGGAGAGGACAAGACAAUCUUGGAGGUGCCCGAGCGUUACAAAACCUGUCUCCAGUGGGCUCCGGCGCCUAUGGCUCUGUGUGGUGAGCGUCGCUGGGCCUCGCUGGGGCUGCUGUGGUCAGGGUGAUCCCUCGCGCCCGAGGGCCAGACCUGCCCCACGGCUCAGCGUUGCGUCAAGUGGCAGGAAUUUUCCUCGGGGGAGGGCAUUGCCCUCAGGUCCGCUGCGAGAGGUACUGGGGAACAGGUCUUGGAAUUCCGUCCCUAUCCUGAAGACGGAGGUGUGGUCAGAAGAAGAGCCGCAAGAACCAAUGAAGAUGGACGAUCAGGUAGAGACCCAGGGGCAGGAGGAGGAGAAAGGAGGCCCCUAUAGCAAUGGGGGAGCAGCAUCCACCUCAAGGGCCCUGGAGACUCAGGGAAACCUCUCUUCGCUCGGCUACAGUCCCAUGGCCUUAAAGGGAAAUGUCCAUAGCAGGAGCCUGACAGAAACGAACAGAACUGACAAGGUCCAGGUACCUGCAGUGAGUUUCCACUCCGAGGGCCACGGAGUGCCUAGCGCACAGAGCCCUGCAGGAGGCGUCCUUACCUUUGGGAAGCCUGACUCAGCUCCAGCAGUGCUCCCUGGCCCAGUUCCCGGCUGCUCCCAUUGGCCAGAGAAGGCAGCCUCUCAGGUGCUGGGGAAAGACCACCUGCCCAGCUCCUCAGGCUUGCAGAUGUGGGGGAAGGAGACCCAGCACAAGGAUCCUGCAGCUCUUGUAACAAGCAGCUCUUCUCCACCCAGAGCUGCCAGCCACAGUUCCCGGCAACGAAAACGGUCAGGGCAACCCCAGCAGCUGCCACUGGUCCCUCCCCAGCAAUGGAGGUGGGGGAGAGAUGAGGGGCCCUCACCCGCUACAUGUCCCCGCCUAUCCCUGGAGAGAUUUACGGACAACAUGGGGGCAUUAGGUAGAAAACCACAAUCCAGGAGACUGAAAAAAACGACAUGGGAGGAUAAAGAAGAUACGGUAAACUGCAGUGCCAGCCAUCCUGACCCGAUGUCUCUUGACCUGCUGAGACUACCUGCCCCAGGCCACCUACAUGUCACAGGUCCUAGCUCCUCCUCCUAACUC
Callithrix jacchus (white-tufted-ear marmoset) is the source of this 1350-nucleotide messenger RNA. The record is from RefSeq and is a predicted model, not a curated record. Lineage: Eukaryota; Metazoa; Chordata; Mammalia; Primates; Cebidae.